This is a messenger RNA of Puma concolor (puma), 3333 nucleotides long. It is a transcript of the gene CCAR1, whose product is annotated as cell division cycle and apoptosis regulator 1. Lineage: Eukaryota; Metazoa; Chordata; Mammalia; Carnivora; Felidae. Gene Ontology annotation, biological process: regulation of DNA-templated transcription. Gene Ontology annotation, cellular component: nucleus. The record is from RefSeq and is a predicted model, not a curated record.
GUGUUAGCCGGGACCCGAUUCAGAUCGCUGCUAUAGAAGACAAACAAGCGAAGGCUUUUUCCUCCUUUCAUCAUGGCUCAGUUUGGAGGACAGAAGAAUCCGCCAUGGGCUACUCAGUUUACAGCCACUGCGGUAUCUCAGCCAGCCGCGUUGGGUGUUCAACAGCCAUCACUCCUUGGAGCAUCUCCUACCAUUUACACACAGCAAACUGCAUUAGCAGCAGCGGGCCUUACGACACAAACCCCAGCAAACUAUCAGUUAACUCAGACUGCGGCGCUGCAGCAACAAGCUGCAGCUGCAGCAGCUGCAUUGCAACAGCAAUAUUCACAACCUCAGCAGGCCUUGUAUAGUGUGCAACAGCAGUUACAGCAACCUCAACAGACCCUUUUAACACAGCCAGCUGUUGCACUGCCUACAAGCCUUAGCCUGUCUACUCCUCAGCCUGCAGCACAGAUAACUGUAUCAUAUCCAACACCUAGGUCCAGUCAGCAACAAACCCAACCUCAAAAACAGCGUGUUUUUACAGGUGUAGUUACAAAACUACAUGAUACGUUCGGAUUUGUGGAUGAAGAUGUAUUCUUUCAGCUUAGUGCUGUCAAAGGGAAAACCCCCCAAGUGGGUGACAGAGUAUUGGUUGAAGCUACAUAUAAUCCCAAUAUGCCUUUUAAAUGGAAUGCACAAAGAAUUCAGACGCUACCAAACCAGAAUCAAUCCCAAACUCAACCUUUACUCAAGACUCCUCCUGCUGUACUUCAGCCAAUUGCACCACAGACGACAUUUGGUGUUCAGGCUCAGCCUCAGCCCCAGUCACUGCUGCAGGCACAGAUUUCAGCAGCUUCUAUUACACCAUUAUUGCAGACUCAGCCACAGCCUUUAUUACAGCAGCCACAGCAGAAAGCUGGUUUAUUGCAGCCUCCCGUCCGUAUAGUUUCACAGCCACAACCAGCACGGAGAUUAGAUCCACCAUCCAGAUUUUCAGGAAGGAAUGACAGAGGCGAUCAAGUGCCUAACAGAAAAGAUGAUAGAAGUCGUGAAAGGGAGAGAGAAAGACGUAGAUCCAGAGAAAGAUCUCCUCAGAGAAAACGUUCCCGGGAGAGAUCUCCUCGAAGAGAGAGAGAACGAUCACCUCGAAGAGUUCGACGUGUUGUUCCACGUUACACAGUUCAGUUUUCAAAAUUUUCUUUAGAUUGUCCUAGUUGUGACAUGAUGGAACUAAGGCGCCGUUAUCAGAAUUUAUAUAUACCUAGUGACUUUUUUGAUGCUCAGUUUACAUGGGUGGAUGCUUUCCCUUUGUCAAGACCAUUUCAGCUGGGAAAUUACUGCAAUUUCUAUGUAAUGCACAGAGAAGUAGAGUCCUUAGAAAAAAAUAUGGCCGUUCUUGAUCCGCCAGAUGCUGACCAUUUAUACAGUGCAAAGGUAAUGCUGAUGGCUAGUCCUAGUAUGGAAGAUUUGUAUCAUAAGUCAUGUGCUCUUGCCGAAGACCCACAAGAACUUCGAGAUGGAUUUCAACAUCCUGCUAGACUUGUUAAGUUUUUAGUGGGCAUGAAAGGCAAGGAUGAAGCCAUGGCCAUUGGAGGCCACUGGUCUCCUUCGCUGGAUGGACCAGACCCAGAAAAAGACCCGUCUGUGUUGAUUAAGACUGCUAUUCGUUGUUGUAAGGCUCUGACAGGCAUUGAUCUAAGUGUAUGCACACAAUGGUACCGUUUUGCAGAGAUUCGCUACCAUCGCCCUGAGGAGACCCACAAGGGGCGUACAGUUCCAGCUCAUGUGGAGACAGUGGUUUUAUUUUUCCCGGAUGUUUGGCAUUGCCUUCCCACCCGCUCAGAGUGGGAAACCCUCUCCCGAGGAUACAAGCAGCAGCUGGUCGAGAAGCUUCAGGGUGAACGCAAGGAGGCUGAUGGAGAACAGGAUGAAGAAGAGAAGGAUGAUGGUGAAGCUAAAGAAAUUUCCACUCCUACCCAUUGGUCUAAACUUGAUCCAAAGACAAUGAAGGUAAAUGACCUUCGAAAAGAAUUAGAAAGUCGAGCCCUUAGUUCCAAAGGAUUAAAAUCUCAGUUAAUAGCCCGAUUGACAAAACAGCUUAAAGUAGAAGAGCAAAAAGAAGAACAAAAGGAAUUAGAGAAAUCAGAAAAAGAAGAGGAAGAGGAGGAUGAUAGGAAAUCUGAAGAUGAUAAAGAGGUUUCAUUGUUUGCAGAACUUUUCAAUGAAAUGCUUCAAAGAGAUUUUGGUGUCAGAAUAUACAAAUCAUUAUUAUCUCUUCCUGAGAAAGAGGACAAAAAAGAAAAGGAGAAGAAAAGCAAAAAAGAUGAGAGAAAAGAUAAAAAAGAAGAUAGAGAUGAUGAAACUGAUGAACCAAAACCCAAGCGGAGAAAAUCAGGCGAUGAUAAGGAUAAAAAAGAAGAUAGAGAUGAAAGGAAGAAAGAAGAUAAAAGAAAAGAUGAUUCUAAAGAUGAUGAUGAAACUGAAGAAGAUAAUAAUCAGGAUGAGUAUGAUCCAAUGGAAGCAGAAGAAGCUGAGGAUGAAGAAGAUGAUAGGGAUGAGGAAGAAAUAAACAAACGAGAUGACAAAAGAGAUGUCAACAGGUACUGCAAGGAGAGACCCUCUAAAGAUAAGGAAAAAGAAAAGACUCAGAUGAUCACAAUUAACAGGGAUUUGUUAAUGGCAUUUGUUUAUUUUGAUCAAAGCCAUUGUGGUUACCUUCUUGAAAAGGAUUUGGAAGAAAUACUUUAUACUCUUGGACUACAUCUUUCUCGGGCUCAGGUAAAGAAACUUCUGAAUAAAGUAGUACUCCGUGAAUCUUGCUUUUACCGGAAAUUAACAGACACUUCAAAAGAUGAAGAAAACCAUGAAGAGUCUGAAGCAUUGCAGGAAGAUAUGCUAGGAAACAGGUUGUUACUUCCAACACCAACAGUAAAACAGGAACCAAAGGAUGUGGAAGAAAAUGUUGGUCUUAUCGUGUACAAUGGUGCAAUGGUAGAUGUAGGAAGCCUCUUGCAAAAAUUGGAAAAAAGUGAAAAAGUAAGAGCUGAAGUAGAACAGAAGCUGCAAUUGCUAGAAGAAAAAACGGAUGAGGAUGAAAAAACCAUAUUAAAUUUGGAGAAUUCCAACAAAAGCCUCUCUGGUGAACUCAGAGAAGUUAAAAAGGACUUUAGUCAGUUACAAGAAAACUUAAAGAUUACAGAAAACAUGAAUUUGCAAUUUGAAAACCAACUCAGUAAGACAAUCAGAAACUUAUCUACAGUAAUGGAUGAAAUCCACACUGUUUUGAAGAAGGAUAACGUGAAGAAUGAAGAUAAAGAUCAGAAAUCCAAGGAGAAUGGUGCAAGCGUAUGA